This is a messenger RNA of Naumovozyma dairenensis CBS 421, 1707 nucleotides long. It is a transcript of the gene RRP9, whose product is annotated as ribosomal RNA-processing protein RRP9. The transcript has a single exon. Gene Ontology annotation, cellular component: small-subunit processome. The record is from RefSeq and is a predicted model, not a curated record. The coding region runs from base 1 to 1707 and encodes 568 amino acids. Lineage: Eukaryota; Fungi; Ascomycota; Saccharomycetes; Saccharomycetales; Saccharomycetaceae. Gene Ontology annotation, molecular function: protein binding; snoRNA binding.
AUGAGUGAAAAAACGGUCACAGGAAACAGGAAAAGAGUUAGAGAUGAACAUCCAUCACCAGCUGUAGAUGAAGAAAUUACAGAUCCAUCUUCAAAUGAAGACAAUGCUGCAUCCGAUAAUGAUUCAAAUGGUGAUGAAGAACUAGAGUCUGACGAAGAAUUUGAAAAGGAAAAUCCGGCAGAUAAAAGAAGAAGAUUGGCCAAACAAUAUUUGGAAAAUUUAAAAACCGAGGCAAAUGAGAUCAUGACAGAAAGAACAUCUGCACUUGAUGAAGAGGCCAAAGAAGUCGAUGAUUAUAAUAACUUCGAUGCAGGUGAUUUAGAUAAAGACAUCAUUGCAUCCAGACUAAAAUUAGAUGUCGCGGAGCAACAAGGUAGAAUUUAUAGAUUUAUUGCUGAUAAAUUGCUACUUCCUGAAGCAAAAUCUACUUUUACAAGAGUGGGUGAUAAAAAUUUAACUUCACUCAGUUGCUAUCAACCUGCACUGCGUACAUUUUCUAGUGAAACUUCGCAAACAAGUAAUAAAAAUAAAGGUAAGAUAUUUGCUUAUACUGUCAGUAAAGAUCUUCAGUUAACGAAGUAUGAUGUCACAGAUUUUAACCAGAGACCAAAAAAAUUAAAAUAUAUAAAAGGUGGCCCAAAGUUCAAACCAGUUGGUAAUAACCCUUACGAAAACACUACUGAGGGUCAUUAUGGUGAAAUUUUAACAGUUGCGGCAUCUCCAGAUGGGAAAUAUGUUGUUACCGGUGGUAGAGAUAAGAAGUUAAUCGUUUGGAGUACGGAAUCGUUGGUUCCUGUUAAAGUUAUUCCCACAAAAGAUCGUAGAGGAGAAGUUUUAUCACUUGCAUUUAGAAAAGGGAGUGACGAGUUGUAUGCGUCCUGUGCAGAUUACAAAAUAAGAACGUACUCUAUUAAACAGUUUUCACAACUUGAAGUCCUCUAUGGUCAUCAUGAUGUCGUUGUUGAUAUAUCUGCCUUAAGUAUGGAAAGGUGUGUUACUGUAGGUGCCCGUGAUAGAACAGCCAUGCUUUGGAAAAUACCUGAUGAAACAAGACUAACAUUCAGAGGGGGAGAUGACCCCGAAAAAUUACUGAAGAGAUGGUUAAAGGCCAAUGCGACAGAAACAGAAGAUGGAGAACUUCAAUAUCCAGAUGAAUCUCGAGCCCCAAUGUUCUUCUCUGAAGGUAGCAUUGAUGUGGUGACCAUGGUAGAUGACUCUCAUUUUGUUACGGGAUCCGACAAUGGGAAUCUAUCACUUUGGUCAUUGGCGAAAAAGAAGCCAGUAUUUACUGAAAGGGUGGCCCAUGGUCUACUUCCAAUACCGGGGAAUGAUAAAAUAUCUGGUGAAGCUAACGAAGAAAUUAGGAUAAAACAGUUACAAGAUAAUAAAAUUGUUCAACCAUAUUGGAUAACCGCCGUAUAUGCAAUCCCAUAUUCAAAUAUCUUUAUCUCUGGUUCCUAUAACGGUACUUUGAAAGUCUGGAAAAUAAAAGAAAAUGUCAGAGAGUUUGAAUUGCUUGGUGAACUACAUGGUUGUAAUGGUGUUGUUACAAAAAUUCAAGUUGUAGAAUCUGGGAAAUAUAAUAAAGAAAUGUUCCGUGUUCUAGCAUCUGUAAGCAAAGAACAUAGAUUAGGGAGAUGGAUGACAAGGGUUCCUGGCACCAGAAAUGGUAUUUACUCCGCAGUAAUUGAGCAAACUAGCUUUUGA